AUGCUCAAGCCAUACAAAAUCAAGUUUCCUGCUGACCCAGCAAGUCCGACGAAGCAAGGAGUCCUCGGAAAGAUCGCGAAAGUUUAUGAUCCUCUCGGGUUGAUUUCGCCCAUUACUCUGCAAGGGAAGUUCGUCUAUCGCGAGUGUUGUGAUGCGAAGGUCCCCUGGGACGCCAAACUGCCUCGAAAGUUAGAAGCUAGAUGGACGGCGUGGCAGAAAAGCCUACCAGAGAACGUGACCGCGCCAAGGAGUCUAGCGAAGUUCCAGGAGCUAAUUGAAGAUAUCAGAUUACACACAUUCGGUGAUGCGAGUAUUCAAGGAGUGGGAGCAACGGUGAUAGCCGUGGUCCAACAAGCUAGUGGCACAACGCAAGGCUUCGUUGCUGCAAUGUCGCGGUUAGCCAAGAAAAACCUUACAAUACCCUGCUUGUAUGUCGUAUCAGCACACAUGGCAGCCAACCUCGUUGACAACGUCCGAGAGGCAUUGGAAGGAUUCCCAGUGAGCCAGGUAUUCGGAUGGUUAGAUAGUACCGUGGCCUUACACUGGAUCAAGGGAAAUGGAGAGUUGAAACAAUUCGUGGGAAAUGAAGUUCAAAUCAUUAUUUCUCGCUAG
This is a messenger RNA of Dendronephthya gigantea, 612 nucleotides long. RefSeq lists its product as uncharacterized. Bases 1 to 612 code for a protein of 203 amino acids. The record is from RefSeq and is a predicted model, not a curated record. The transcript has a single exon. Lineage: Eukaryota; Metazoa; Cnidaria; Anthozoa; Malacalcyonacea; Nephtheidae.